This is a messenger RNA of Linum trigynum, 2876 nucleotides long. NCBI's taxonomy places the organism in Eukaryota, Viridiplantae, Streptophyta, Magnoliopsida, Malpighiales, Linaceae. The record is from the annotation of a GenBank genome assembly.
GGUAGGGAGCCUCGUGUGGCUGAUGUCAUUUGUCAGGGGGUGGGCGGUGGUGUGCCAAUAGCUUUAGUAAGUGGUUUGAUCCGGCCACCUGUAAGGUCAUAAUGACUAUUCCUCUUCCUUGUCAGGAUGUAGAGGAUAAACUAAUCUGGCAUGCCACGCCAGAUGGGGUUUUCACGGUGAAAUGUGCUUACCAUCUUGCGGUUUCACUUGAUAAACGCUCUAGGCGGUGGCGGGACAUGGUUAGUUGGAUGGAUAGGAGUAGUUGGAUCCGUUUAUGGGAAGCUAAUAUUUCCCCGAAGUUGAUAGUUUUUGCAUGACAAAUCUUUAAUCACAUCCUGCCUACUAUGGAAGCCCUAAUUGAGAAGAAGGUUCAGGUGCUUCCUCGUUGCCCGGUUUGUUGGGGUGAGUUAGAAACGUUAGAAUAUUUGUUCAUUUAUUGUCCGGUGGCACGAGCACUUUGGGAUUAAUCUGAGCUUGAGUACCCGGGAGAGGGUUUGCCACGUCAUACCUUCCCACUCUUUCUGAAGCGAUUGAUGUCCCUUAUUCAUCAACCUUCUCUGUUCAUGGCCGUUAUUGCCAUCCUCUGGAGGAUAUGGAAAUCCCGUAAUUGGCUUGUCUUUGAAGGGAAACCGUUUGGGUUCUCAACUCCGAUGUGCCAGAUUCAUCAGCAGUAUGAGGAAUGGAUGCGUCUGACGGUGGAUCGUGCUCCGCGGGUUGUCGCCUCGGUGUCGCAACACUUACCGCACCCCUUAGGGCCAUGUGGGCUUUUUGGGGUUGUUUGUCGGUGGGAUGGGGCUACUAGGGAGGGUUCCCACUCUGCGGGUGGCAUGGUUGUGUUGGAUUCGGAUGAUAGGGUCCUUAUGGCCAAGGGGGUCCAGUUUUAUUCAAUUGAUGAUCCUUUGGUUGUAGAGGUACUUGCGCUUUCGGGAGGCAGUGCGAUGGUGUCUUGCUCUUGGGUUUUCUGAAGUUUGCUUUGAAGGGGAUGCUAAGGUGAUUAUUGAGAAGAUCCAGCGGGCGGUCAGGAUAGCAGGAAUGCAGGAUGGGAGCUGUUCUUCAAGAGGUGGUGCAAUAUUUUGCCCUCCAUUUUGGUUUGAGUAUUCGAUUUGUUGAUCGGCGUAGUAAUAGGGUAGCCCAUUUGGUGGCUAGAAAGGCUCUUUCGUUGUAUCCGAUUACGAGUCGUUUUUUAUUUAUGUCCAAACCUGACUAAAUUCCAGGAUGUAACUAUCUAUUGUUUGGUAUCAAUAUAUGAUUAUCUUUUGUAAAAAAACAAAAACUCAAUGGGUUGAUCAUAGAGAAGAGAACUCGUUUUUUUUUAACCAUUUGAAUCUAAUUAUGUGUGGAUUGCUUAGCUUGCUUAUAUCGAGUAUAUUUGAUUAUAUUGUGUAAUCUAGGACUCAAUUCAACUCAAAUCUUGGUGAUUCAGGUGGCUUUUUUUCAGACUAUGAUUUCAUUCCUUAACUUGGAUUACAACAAAAAUAUUGUUGCAAACAGAAUGAUAUUAAUAGUGUUCUACCGAAUGAUAUCACAAUCUUAACGUAUCAUAUUCUACCUUCGGUAAACCUGCUAAAUGUUUUGUACUUUGUAGCUCGAAUCCUGUUUUAAGAGAAUUUGCUCACCCCGUUUAAGCUUUUACCUUGAUUGUUUAUAGUGUUAACUAUUGCAAUAUCGAUCAUAAUUAGACCAUGGCACCAUAUAUGUUUGUAUACGUGUGCAUAUUUCUAGUUAAAAUGGUGGAACAAUCAAUUAACAUUAUCAUUUUGGCUGCGCUAGCCUUUCUUUGGGUUUGUGCUCUCUGAGUUGGCAUUACAAAGAAUAAUGUCCUGUCACAAAAAUUUGUACGUUUCAAAAAUUCCUCCAAACAGGCUCCAAUUCCAUUUCCUUACACUGUUCUAUUUCCCUCCCUAUGGUUAACCGGCUAGGUUCAAAGCAUCGUCAUUAGCAAAAACAAUUAGGAGCUUAAUUAAUUAUUAAUGUUAUGGUCUUCAUUAGGAUCUUAAUUAAAUUAUUAUGUUUCAUAUAUGUAUUUGAAGUGACAUUUAAGGCCAGGUAGGGGCCAUGAUUAGGAAGUCCCUCUUAAUUUGACAGGUUCCAGGCUGAUAUUGCUUUCGUGCGGGGAAUAUAUUUGAUGAUGUAUAUACUUGGAGAUGAUGAAGAAGAAGAACAAGUCACAACACAACCCACAAAGUAUAGUCCAAGGAACAAUUUAAAAUAUAUAUGGCUGAAAAUCAUAGUCAUUGAGUUAAGCAACGAAUAAUUAAAUUUGGUGCUAGAUAGUGCUUAAUUAAUUAUUCUAGUUUGUAUUGUUAUGAUAACCGGUAGGCCGGAUGGGUCAAAUCACCUCCUUACUACACUAGCAAAUCAGUUCGUCCGUUCUUAGUUUGUACGAUUAAGAACGGACUGAACUGUUAUUUUAUCGGUUUAGGUGUUGAUUGUUUAGACAUCGCUCAAUUAAUCUAAAUGGUUCGUUGGUUCAAUAUUCUAAUAAGCCAAAUGUUAUAGAAAUUAAGUAGAAACAUGAAAAACUAACCAAUUGUAAUUAGUUUUUCUCUCCACUUUCGCUUUGACUUUUUGUAGGUUUGCCCUUUCUAUUUCCUUCUACUUUAUACAUACCUUCUCGAUCCAACUCUGAUUGAUUGAUUAUACGAAUGGUUUUAUAAAUAAUUCAUCAACAAUUCUAUAACGAGUCACCAUUGACUAUGAACCGCUAAUUUUUCCAGUUCACCAUCUGGUUUGAUUCUUAACACAUAGCUAAUUAAUUCGGGAUUCAAAUUAAAAAAGAAGAUAAUAAAUAUAAUUUUUUUCCCUCAUUAGGCGGCCAACUAGACAUAUAUAUGUAGCAGCAGGUAGCUGUCCAAUAAUUAAGGGCAAAGUAUAGC